AUGAACUGGAGGAGUCCGAGACGGGACAGCUACCAAGACAUCGGCGGCUUAGACAUCGAGCUGACCAAUGUGAACACUGUUAAUGCUUUCGGAAAUGCCGGCAUUAGGAACUGUCCACGCUUCGGUUUGCGCUACCUACGGUAUCUUCGGUACCGGGCGAAGAAAUGGAGACGCUUUUCGGCUGCAGAGCAUGUGGACAUGGGCUUGAACCUGUGGGAUUACCAGGGCGCGCUAAAUUUACUCGGACACGCGACCGACCCU
Molecule: messenger RNA, 261 nt
Organism: Iphiclides podalirius (scarce swallowtail)
Lineage: Eukaryota; Metazoa; Arthropoda; Insecta; Lepidoptera; Papilionidae
Source: the annotation of a GenBank genome assembly